AUGACUAGAGAUAAUAAGGUUAUCAUUCUCUUUUUAAUUGUUGUCUGUUUGGCAGUGGUCAAAGUACAGAGUAGUAACAGAGACACCAAUGAGCAACCACAGGUAGUGUAUGUUGACAAAAACUCAUUGUGCCUAGUCGACUGUGGUACUGAGAUGUCACCCUUUUCCAACUUUGUCGAUGCUAUCCAACACAUCACCGCCUUGCGUAGUAACAGGUCGUCGUCGGCUGUCAACAUCGAUUGGCUUCUUCAAAACAGCCACCACCAACAACAAGACUUGACUACCAUCAUUGUCAAAGAUGGUAUUUAUCGUGGAUCUAAAAACAAAGGUUUAGAUAUCAAUUUUCCUUUGCAUAUUAUAGCUCAAUCACCACCCAAACAAACAACCUACGUUUCAGUUAAAUUCAACGAUGCACAAGUAAUCAUUGAUUGUGAGAAUGUAGGUAAUGCCAUUACAGUCAAGAAUGUCACUCUCUUUAAGCUAUCAAACAUUGGUAUUCAUCGUUGUGUCGGUUCAUCAGGAGGCGCUCUCUCGAUUGUAAACUCAUCGGUUGUCGUUGGUGCCGUUACGUUUGUCGGUAAUCAAGCUCUCAACGGAGGUGCAGUCUCAUUGUCCAAUUCAAACAUUGAUUUCACUCGUUGUCUCUUUAUGGACAAUCGAGCUGUUACACAAGGAUACGAUAUCUAUGCAUCGUCGUCUGUCGUCGGCCUAUCAAUGACCAAUCAAAAGCCAUGUGAUAUGUAUUCUACUGGAGGUUCGGUAUCGAUUAAACUCGAUUCAUCAUACCUCUCGAUGGACAGUACCACAACUAUGGAAGGUCUCAAAAUAGCAGGUGAUCUAUCUACUAUAUCCUUACCCACUGGUAUCGUCACUGUUCUCGAUCGUACAUGUCCCACUCCACCAACAGUAUCUUGGGCAUAUAUAUUUAAAACAUUUAAUACCUAUACUGAGAGUUGUAACAACAAUAAUGUAUGUGACGAUGGAGAAUCAUGCCUUUAUUGCCCAUCGGAUUGUUCUUGUGUUGCCUCUGGAUGGAAGAUUGAAAUAUUCAAGACUAUUCCUUCUCUUCCAAUCACAGUUGCAGCUGACAUUAUUCAAUUGUCAUCAAGUAUUGUCACCCUUGGCUAUUCCUAUGCCGUUAUGAAUGCCUACCUCAAGAUUAAUAAGCAUGCUACCUAUGAAUUCAAAUUCGUCGGUAGUAAUUGUGGUCUGGUCUUUUCAGUCGAUGGAAAUGACAUUGUCUAUAGUGCCGCUUCCCUUUCCAACGUUGAUACAACGAGAUCAGUUAGACUGACAGCCACCAAUGUACAUCAUCUUCGUAUCGCCAUCGCCAAAGGAGUAUCUCCAAACACUGGUUCCCAACUCGAGAUCUAUUGGAGAAGAAAAGCCGAUGGUGAACAAUUCGUAUUACUUGAUCCAUUCUAUUCCAAAAAUAUUUGUAAUGAUGGUAUUUUGGAUGAUAGAGAGAAAUUACCAGCCUAUAAAUGUGUUGCUGAUCAAGCAAAGGCAUUAGAUCUAUCCAAAGAUACUUGUGGUGAUGGAAUUUGUAGUGAGAUACCAGAAGAUUGUCUUGUUGAUUGCUACCAUGUUAUCGCCGAUAUGUGUCCAGAACAAGCCACACCUCACCGUCUCGAUCCAACCUAUUCCAAGAUGGAUUUUGUCGGAACAGCCCUCAACAACCAAUACAUGUACACGUUGCCAGGUAUCCAACUCUUGUCUCACGGUAUCGACAUUGUGACUGAUGAAUAUACAAAUGCACCUGUAUUCCAUUUUGGAUAUUGUGACAAUUCAUCAUACUCUACAGUCCAUGACUUGUAUCGUGGUCUAGUGUACACAGUACCCAAAGGAAUACAUGCAAUCCCGACACCAAAAUGCUCAUAUUCAGCCUCAACCAAAAGCUAUUCGUCAUCUUCUCAAGUCUCUCAAGAAAAGGCAGACGACAUUAGUGUGGCUGAUUCAGCCAAUCUUGGUGCAGCAUAUUGGGGAGUAUCAAUUCAAGCCAGUGUUGCAUUCUCUCAAUCCUCUUCUACCAAAUCGGCAAGUGAUCUCGAAAAGAAGGUAUCUGGUCAGAUCAUGGUUGACACUGUUCUAUGUGAGACUACUCGUGUCCACAUCACCGCCGAGAAUAUGACAUUCCAUCCCAAUUUCGUGAGGGAUGUUGCACAAGCAGACACUAUAGCCAAAAUGGAAUUGGUUGUCGCCAAGUACGGUUCACUGUACCUCAAAAGUGCUGUGAUGGGUGGUUCAUUGACACACAUUACCGUCGUAUCUCAUUCGAGCUUUGAAGGAAAGGUAUCUUCUGAUAUUGCAAAAAAUACUCAACUUUCUCUGUCUGCCAAGGUGUCGUCGCCAGUACUCAAGGUCAGUGCCAACUACAAGAAAGGUACCGACAACUCAAUCACAAACGAACAACAAAACAAGUUUGAAGAUGACAGUGCAUCAACGACAAUCAUGACCAAAGGUGGUCCACCAGGUUCAUUUGGACCCGAUACCAAGGGAGCCAACAACAACUUUGGUGAAUGGGCAAAAGGUGUCGAUCUCUUGCCCGUACCCAUCAAGAAAGAGUAUGGAUUUAUUGCUGACUUGAUCCCCGAAAACUGGCGCGUCAAAGGUUCAAUCGAAACCAUCCAAUCGAUGUGGAGUAAAGCUGAAAUCGCUCACCUUUACAAACGUUUUGCAAGCAAAGUCAAUUUUGACAAAAUUGAAUCCAAAUGGACAAAUCAUAAGUGA
This is a messenger RNA of Cavenderia fasciculata, 2730 nucleotides long. RefSeq lists its product as uncharacterized. The coding region runs from base 1 to 2730 and encodes 909 amino acids. NCBI's taxonomy places the organism in Eukaryota, Evosea, Eumycetozoa, Acytosteliales, Cavenderiaceae. The transcript has 5 exons. The record is from RefSeq and is a predicted model, not a curated record.